AUAUUUCUCCAACUCUGUUAUCAAAAGUGAACGUCAAAAAACAGCUUUUCGUUGACAAAGCAAAGAGUAAAUAAAAAAUACAAUUGUUGCUAAAAAAAACUGAUAUUUUGUUGUUUGGUUUGUUUAAUAUAGAUAAGGAUAUUUAAAUGCAAAUAACAAGUGUUAAUUAUUGCUGCAUUUCGGAAGUAUAUUAUCAAUAAUAUUACUUCUUAAACUUUGCAUCAUAUUUAAACAAUCAACAAGUGCAAUUAAAGUAAAAAAUAUUUUUUAGUACAUUCAGCUUAGUUUGUAGUAAAAAAAUUAAUAAAAAAUUAAUUAGAACAUAUUGUGAAAAACUCUUAAGGAUAAAUAAAGUUUAUCUAUUAAUUUUAAUCCCACCCACUAGUCGGUGGCUGUUGUACAAGGUUACAAACUGCGACAACAUGGAAAAGUGCCACCAAAGUGUUAAAAAUCAAAUACAGGCUCAUAAUUAACUGCAGUCAGUCCAUUAUAAGUGUUAGGAAAUAGAAGGUGAAAAGAAGAAAGAACGAGGAAGAAGAUUAUAAAGAGUAUAUGUACGAGUUAUAUAUAGAGAUAGGUAUAAAAAACAUUUUACGUCCAUCACCAGGCACAGCAAUUCAAUUCAAUUGUUUACAGUUGGUUGCUUGCCCCUUUAUAGAGGGACAUUCUAAACGCUAUUUUUUGAACUUUCUAUGCUGACAAUCAAUGUAGAAGCAAAGCAUAUAAAAUGGAAUUUGUCGAACUGAUUAAAACACCUAAAUUGGAUGGAGUUUUUCUACAUGACCAUCAAAAUUCAACAGUCGAAGGCCGUUUAUGCAUCACUGGCCAUCACUUGCUAUUGAGUGCUCGGCAGGAGAAUAGCCAGGAAUUAUGGUUGAUGCAUAAAAAUAUUGACAGUGUGGAAAAGAAGCCCUUUAUGUUGCAGAAUGCGGUUGUCGGUGGCCUUAUAACUCUAAAGUGCAAGGAUUUACGUAUAAUUUCUUUAAAAAUUAAAAGUGCCAAAGAAUACUUCAACGUGGCGGCAUCUUUGGAGGCUCUCAGUACUUUAAAUAAUCCCGAAUUAGAGUAUCCAUUUUUUUAUCGGCCUAUGUACACAAUCCUGGAGGAUGGCUACACAAUAUUUAGGCCAGAGCUAGAGUUUUCAAAACUCAUUUCCGCUAGUGCCUGCAACAAUGUGUGUAGUGUUAGUACAAGUAGUGGUAAUAGCAAUACUUUGACAUUUAACAAUGCAAGUCCUCUUUCCUCAACAUUUCACUUCUCAAAUGGUCAUGACGUAGCAGGCACUAUUAGCACAGAGACAACAAUGGGUUGCGAAUGGCGCAUUACACACAUUAAUAAAGAUUUUAAAUUAUGCCCAACCUAUGGUUCAGUUCUUAUAGUACCAAAAAUAAUAACUGAUGAACAAAUUGUACAAUCUGCAGCAUUUAGAGACGGUGGACGGUUUCCUGUUCUUAGCUACCGUCACGAAAAUGGCGCAGCUCUUUUGCGCAGUGCUCAGCCUUUGUCAAUUCAGGGCAUUAAACGAUGUCGGGCAGAUGAAGCUAUACUAAAUGUUGUCCUAGGUCGUAGUAAAAAAGGCUUUAUAGUUGAUACUUGGGGUAAGGGAAAAUCAAAUACAGAAACAGAUCAGCAUUAUUCACAAUGGAAAAAAGUCAAUCGCUCGAUUGGAAAUGUUUCUUCACCAGCUGCCAUUUUAGAUAGUUUUUCAAAACUUAUUGAAGCUUGUAAUGAUAUAACAUGUUCACCGGAUAAGUGGCUUUCUCGCUUGGAAAGUAGCAAUUGGCUAAGCUUAGUUUUGAAUUCAUUAAAUGCCGCAUGUGUAGUUGCUCAGUGUCUGGAUCAGGAGGGUAGUCCUGUAUUGGUACAUGGUGCUAAAGGUUUGGAUUCUACAUUAAUUGUGACAUCAUUAGUACAAGUAAUACUUAAUCCCGAUUGUCGCACCGUAAGAGGAAUUCAAGCCUUAAUCGAACGAGAAUGGAUACAAGCCGGACACCCAUUCGCUUCGCGUCAUCGUCAUUCAUGCUACACACCUUCACAAAAUCGUCAAAAAAGCUCGGGUGCUACAUUUGUGCUUUUUUUAGAUUGCAUUCAUCAAUUAUAUAGACAAUUUCCAUGCAGUUUCGAAUUUAGUACGCAGCUGCUGAUAUUACUUUUCGAACACAGCUACUUCUCACAAUACGGCACAUUUCUUUGCGAUUCGGAAAGGGAGCGACACGAUUUACGUGUUCAUACUCGCACCACUAGUUUAUGGUCGUAUCUAAACCGACCUGAAGUUUUGAAAAACUUUCUUAAUCCUCUAUACGAACCAAAUCCCAGUGUUAUAUGGCCGUCAGUGGCACCAAUCAGUCUGGAACUGUGGACUGAAUUAUAUCUACGUUGGAUUGUUGAUCAAAAGAAUAACGAAAACUCCAACAUUCAAAUACAAGAACUUGUAACAAAUGAAAAGGAAUUACGAACUAAGGCACUAAAAUUACGGAAGCAAGCCACCGAUUUGGCAAAUGAAGUUAUUACUAUAAUAAAAUCAAUUAAUUGAAUUAUAUUUCCAAAUUCAACAUGUCUGUCGAUUAAAGCUUUCUAAUUAAGUCACAACAUUCUGAUUCAUAAUAGGGAAUAUGCAAUGUCUCACAGGGAGAAAGAAAAAUUAAAUUUUUCUCUUUGCAUUUCUGUAAGUUUAAAAA
Molecule: messenger RNA, 2678 nt
Organism: Lucilia sericata (common green bottle fly)
Lineage: Eukaryota; Metazoa; Arthropoda; Insecta; Diptera; Calliphoridae
Product: myotubularin-related protein 9
Exons: 9
Coding region: 728-2533 (601 amino acids)
Biological process (GO): negative regulation of autophagy
Source: RefSeq, a predicted model, not a curated record